AUGCAGUCAUGCCGCCUCCUGUCCCGCCAGCUGCACCUUACUCUCAGGCGCUGCCGUUCAUCCCGAAACGCCAAUGAAGCAAUGCCAAAAAAGUGCCUUUUACUUUUUCUGAGCGCAGGCGUAGCACGGGAUUAGCCAAGUUGUCAUCACACAAAAAGUUGGUGUAGUUCUGAACCGGGUGAGAGAUCAUCCGCGAAAGCCUCUCCUCAGUAGCAGCAUGACCUCCCCACCUCACAGCACAGCGACGGAGACUUCGUGGACUAUUGGACCUUCAGAACUGGAGAUGAGUGAAGCUCCGCACGUGCGAAAUGACAGCGUGUGGUUCGGCAGUAGUCCCUCGGCGUCCGCGGAGCCGGCAGUGAUCACUCAACGCCAGGCAUCUCACCUCCAUCCCCGCGUGUCCGUGUACAGCGCCACCCGUCCCACUCUCUCUAGAUCCUACUUUCAAGGACGUGUGUACAAUUUUUUGGAGAGACCUUCGGGUUGGAAAUGCUUUGUGUAUCAUUUUACAGUAUUCCUCAUUGUGCUUUCUUGCCUGAUCCUCAGUGUGCUGUCCACCAUUGAUGAGUAUCAGACUCUGGCUAAUAAAACACUCUUCUGGGUGGAAUUAGUGCUGGUAUUGUUCUUUGGAGUGGAGUAUGUGGUACGCCUGUGGUCAGCCGGAUGUCGGAGUAAAUAUGUGGGAAUUCAGGGCAGGCUACGCUUUGCCCGGAAGCCCAUUUCUGUUAUCGACAUGAUCGUUGUGGUGGCCUCCAUUGUUGUGUUGAUAUUUGGCUCUAAAGGUCAGGUAUUUGCCACCUCUACUGUCAGAGGAGUCCGCUUCCUUCAAAUCCUGCGAAUGCUGCAUGUGGAUCGACAGGGAGGAACCUGGAGACUGCUUGGAUCGGUAGUCUUUAUUCAUCGGCAGGAACUGAUCACAACUCUUUAUAUCGGAUUCCUUGGGCUCAUCUUCUCUUCCUAUUUCGUGUACCUGGCGGAGAAGGAUGCCGUAGAUGACAGAGGUUUCACAGAGUUUAGCAGCUAUGCUGAUGCUCUGUGGUGGGGUGUGGUGACAGUAACCACUAUUGGCUACGGAGACAAGGUCCCUCAGACUUGGAUAGGGAAGACCAUUGCAUCAUGUUUCUCUGUCUUUGCCAUCUCCUUUUUUGCCCUCCCUGCUGGAAUCCUAGGCUCCGGUUUUGCUCUGAAGGUGCAGCAGAAACAGAGACAAAAACAUUUCAACAGGCAAAUUCCUGCAGCUGCAUGCCUGAUACAGGUGUGCCUGACUGGUACCUAUAGAUGUGAUAUUGCUUGUUGUUUGUCGGUCCCCCAAGGAACACAGGUCAUUCAUUGUGAAUUAGUGGAGGGUGUAGCUGAGAUUAUGUAUUCUACGGUGGCUGUGCUGAUGCCUCCUCUCUGCGAGUAUUUACUAAUGGCGCGUUCCUCUGUGAGUGGCAUCUAUGCUAAUAUCAGUCCACUUCAUUUUUAUUCCGAGAUGAAUGUAGCCACCCAGAUCCAGUAUGUAUCCAGAUCAGAUGGUGGAUCAGCACCUAGAGAUGAUCUCUACAGCCCUGAAUGUCAGCUAGAUGAGCUCCAGAGACAGAUCCCCCCUGAAGACCACGUUAGCCAUCGGGAUAAGACCAUGAGAACCAGACAAGUCCUCUGCUCAAAUCUGACCUGUGUUGCAGCCUGGAAUGAAACCAUGCCAUGA
Puntigrus tetrazona (Sumatra barb) is the source of this 1690-nucleotide messenger RNA. Its product is annotated as potassium voltage-gated channel subfamily KQT member 1-like. NCBI's taxonomy places the organism in Eukaryota, Metazoa, Chordata, Actinopteri, Cypriniformes, Cyprinidae. Gene Ontology annotation, biological process: transmembrane transport; potassium ion transport. The record is from RefSeq and is a predicted model, not a curated record. Gene Ontology annotation, molecular function: voltage-gated potassium channel activity. Gene Ontology annotation, cellular component: membrane. The transcript has 10 exons. Bases 218 to 1690 code for a protein of 490 amino acids.